UCGUCUCGAAGCCGGCAGAGCUACCGUCUAUUCCGCUCCAAGCCUCCGCUUGAAAGACACCUUUUUUCUUUUGUGAGCAGUUGAGCACGUUUCGUGUCAUAGACCUAAAAAAUGCGUUACGUCGCCGCUUACCUUUUAGCCGUCCUUGGAGGCAAAGCAAGCCCAAGCCAGAAUGAUUGCGAGAAAAUCCUUUCAUCGGUUGGUAUUGAGGCUGAUGCUGAAAGGCUCCAACACGUUCUGAAGAGCCUUAAGGACAAGGACAUCGAAGAAGUCAUCGCCGAUGGCCGUAAAAUGUUGAGCUCCAUGCCAGUUGGUGGUGCUGCUGCCCCAGCUGCCGCCGCUGCUGGUGCCGCUGCUCCAGCUGCUGAAGAGAAGAAGGAGGACAAGAAGGCCGCUAAGGAAGAAUCUGAAUCUGAGGAUGAAGAUAUGGGAUUCGGUCUCUUUGACUAAGUUCUUCGUAGCAGCAACUAAUAACUUGGUUAGUUUUUGUUCUCCAGUGGAAGUUCAACAUCAAACUUAGGAUUAAAAUUACUUUUGUACUGAUGAUAACUGUUGAAUCUGUUGCGGGAGAAUAAUAAACUUCCCAUAAAAACUUA
Molecule: messenger RNA, 596 nt
Organism: Trichogramma pretiosum
Lineage: Eukaryota; Metazoa; Arthropoda; Insecta; Hymenoptera; Trichogrammatidae
Gene: RpLP2
Product: 60S acidic ribosomal protein P2
Exons: 4
Coding region: 112-450 (112 amino acids)
Biological process (GO): cytoplasmic translational elongation
Cellular component (GO): cytosolic large ribosomal subunit; ribosome
Molecular function (GO): structural constituent of ribosome
Source: RefSeq, a predicted model, not a curated record